AUGAGCGAACUCUUCAAAAAACUCGAAGCAAAAAUUGACAAAUCAAUUGAAAAGGGCAAAGAAUCGCUUCAAAAAUCAAAACAAUUUUUCCACCACGGAACCGGCAAUGAUUCUCAUCACCAUGUUUCGGCAUCCAAUAUCUUUGGUACCGGCGGCAGCACUAACGAGAAAGUAUGGCAAAAUUGGGCCGGGAAUAUCUAUAUUGAGCCUGAUACGAUUUUUCGUCCGAGCUCGUUAAAGGAUCUUAAAGAGAUUGUUAGAAAAGCAAAGAAACACGGGAAAAAAAUUCGGUGUGUUUCUUCAGGACGUAAUACGUGGAGUUCGUUAUCAGUUACGCGAAAUUACUUAGUUAUUGUGGACAAGUUGGCUAAAAUUGAGGUGCAGAAAAGUGAAAAAUAUGGGUGGACUGUUACUGCAGAAGCUGGAGCGACCAUUAAACAAAUCGACGACACACUUAAAGCUCAUAAUCCACCAUUAGCUAUCGAUUCGAUGACUUUACUUGAUUCAGUUGGAGCUUCUGGUGUUGUGGCAACUGGGUCGUAUGGUGUUGGACUCGAAGCAAAAUGCGUUUCUGAUAAUGUUGUUUCAAUACAAAUUGUCACUGCUGAUGGCGAAUUGCAAGAAUUUACCGAAGAAAAAGAUUCGCUUGAAAUGAGUGCAGCUCGUGUUAACUUAGGUCUCCUCGGCAUUAUGUAUAAGAUCACUUGGCGUGUAGAACCGUUAUUCAAUCUACGUCUCGUCGACUCCCAACCUCUUCUUCAGUCAUGGUUUUACCCAGCAACAAUCAAAGAACUCUAUUCAAGCUCCAACAGUUUCGAAAUAAUCUACUGGACAUUUAACGAGAGUGAAUUAGAUCAUACGAAUGACAAAUUAUGGGUCAAACAAUGGAUUAAGCACGAGAAAGACGAGAAUAAUAGUGAAAUUAGCAACAAAAAAUUAGCCGGACAACGUAUUCGUGCGGAAUACGAAACAAGAUUCGGCGAAAAUCCACUAUACAAAGUUCUUGUGAAUUCUCCGGAAUGCACACCGUAUAUCUCAAAUCUUACAUGGAAAGCUGGUCCGGCAUCUAGACAUCAUGAUCAUGUUCUUUAUGCUCCAGACGCCAUUCAUCAUCAGAUUGGUGUUGAUAACGUUCCAUAUGAGGAUUUGGAGUUUACGUUCAGACUUAGAGACGAAGAUGAUUUUGGGAGCGCAAUCGAAGAGUUUAAGUUUAUUAUUACUAUGAUAUAUGAGUAUGCAAAUCAAGGAAAAUUCCCAGUAAAUCUCACAACUGAGCUGAGAUUCGUGAAAUCAUCGCGAUCACUCUUGUCGCCUGUGUACGAUGAGGAUCAAAAUGCAAUUUAUUGCUACAUUCAGGUACUCGCCAUACGAAACACUCUAGGGUGGGAAGAAUUCUCUUCUGAAUUGGCAGCUAGAUGGAUAAACAAAUAUAAAGCGCGACCACAUUGGGCUAAACAUUGGGAAUACGUGCCCGGCAUUAAACCAUACUUGCACGAGACAAUGUAUGAGCAAAUACAAAAAUUUGAAAAAGUCCGAGCGAAAUAUGAUCCGGAGAAAUUGUUUUUCGAUAACGAGUCCUUAAAGGAAGUUUUUUAUGGUGCUGACGCCGUUUCAAAUGUGGUAGAAUCCGCCUCUUGA
Messenger RNA from Ambispora leptoticha, 1638 nucleotides. NCBI's taxonomy places the organism in Eukaryota, Fungi, Glomeromycota, Glomeromycetes, Archaeosporales, Ambisporaceae. The record is from the annotation of a GenBank genome assembly.